UAUUUGGAUAUAAAAAGGACCAAAAUCUAAACUGAAGCACUUGAGAUCUAAAUACCAACAAGAUGAAACUUUUAGUUAUCUUUGUAGCAAUCUGCGUUAGCGGUAUCCAAUUCAGCGAAGCAAAAAGAAAAUGCUGCCCUCCACCAAAGACACAGAUUGUCAUUACUGAUGCAAAUGUUGCAACUUUUGUUAAGGCUCUGAAGGAUUUAGUGGAGACUCAUAAUAGACCAGAACAUUUCCAGAAAGUGGUUGUUGAAAAUAUUCAUUCUGUGACAGAUAAAUUUACAGUAACUACCGAAACACGUAGCCUCAUUGGAGACUUUAAGAAAUUGUUUAAAACUAUCUACUUUGGAUUAAAGGGCGUAAUUGAUCUGGUAUUGCCUCUUUAUACAGAUCUCUUCGAUGUCGAAGUUGAGGUUCUAAAGAAAGUUAUACGUCUCUUUGUUCAUCACAACGAACCACUGGUGGAUCUCUUGGAUAAAAUAGUAAUUGCUUUAGCAUCUGUACAAAGAGUAGCAGUCCUUAGUUUUAUAGAUAUUAUCUUAAGUACCCCUGAUGAGUCUCCAUAAGUUGCUAGAGAUAUGAUUUAUAGAUAUAAUUUAUAAAUUAAUUUACAUCGUGAUAAAAUGAUUGCUUAAAUUUACCUGUACUUUGCAAAUAAAUUGCUUGAAAAUA
Diabrotica virgifera virgifera (western corn rootworm) is the source of this 675-nucleotide messenger RNA. RefSeq lists its product as uncharacterized. NCBI's taxonomy places the organism in Eukaryota, Metazoa, Arthropoda, Insecta, Coleoptera, Chrysomelidae. The record is from RefSeq and is a predicted model, not a curated record. The transcript has 4 exons. The coding region runs from base 63 to 569 and encodes 168 amino acids.